This is a messenger RNA of Sycon ciliatum, 2751 nucleotides long. Its product is annotated as protein slit-like. The record is from RefSeq and is a predicted model, not a curated record. The transcript has 14 exons. Gene Ontology annotation, molecular function: protein binding. Lineage: Eukaryota; Metazoa; Porifera; Calcarea; Leucosolenida; Sycettidae. Gene Ontology annotation, cellular component: extracellular matrix. Bases 565 to 2244 code for a protein of 559 amino acids.
CUCCGGCUCUCUGUUAGCCGCACAGUUUUAGUGUAGAUACAGUGUUCGGGUUUCACUGGGCCGCAGUGGUCACGUGAUCAUUCAGCCCCGACCCAUCAGCUGCUGCCCUGGCUAUGUUACAUGUAAUAUGAACAGGGAUCAGUCACUUUGAAAUCCUAUACCCAGUGACUACAGGAAUACUUGACCUGUCUGCGGGCAGAUAGGCAGAUAGCACCGGGGACGGAAUAACGCCUCUAUCAGGUUAUUUGCUAAGUUCUGUCAGCAAUACUUCUACCCUCAGACCCCAGUUUACAAGUGAAUUCCUUUCCUGGUUAGAGAGGGCAGUGAAGCUUCAAGCUAUUAUAUUAGCCGUGAUGUUAAAGAGUUAGAGAGUUCCUACCACAAACACGUGCAGUCAGUCCUGCAUAGCCGGCUGCUGUUGAUCCAGUUUGGGAUUGGUAGUUCGUCAGGAUGCCUCUCUGCUGUGCUGCCCCAUGCCUACAUGGUACAUGGUAGUUUGCUGUAUCAGCUAGUCUACCACUAGUCUUUUCCCAGUGAUCACAACAUAACUUAUGUCUAUCUGAGAUGGGUCGCUCUUGUCAUUGUGGAAGCAGACAUCAGGAUAGGUUGAGCUUGUGCCCCAGGCGAAAUGUGAUGUACGUCAAAGUAGGUAGGAGACUUUAUGAACAGAUACAGGACACCGGGGAUGGCAGGGCCCCUAGUGCCAUGCAUGAUGAUACAAGCUUAUGGCAUGGUCAAUGUCCAAAGCAAUGCUCUUGUGCAACAUGGCACGGUGACCUGUUCAUUGAUUGCAGUGACAAGCAACUAACGUCCAUCCCUCAACUGCCACACAAUGUCAAAUACCUGCAUCUCAAUGGUAAUAGGCUAACUCAGAUCACAAUGGCUGAAGGACUCACCCAAUACCCUCUUAUUGAACUGUAUCUACAAGACAACCAGAUAUCACGCAUUAGCAAGAACGGACUGCCACCGACGCUAGAAUCAUUAUCUGUGGAGAACAACCGGCUGACAGGCGUCAAUAAGAAGAUGUUCCGACAGAAAUCAAACCUUCUCGUACUAAAUCUGAAUGGCAACAGGAUUAAGCGCAUCGGAAAGGAAGCCUUCCCGCCAUCCUUGGAACAUCUACAAAUCAAGGAUAAUCGCCUCACUAGAAUCCACACCGGAAUGUUCUCUCAUCUACACAGUCUACGAUCAUUAUACUUGAACAAGAAUUGGAUAAAGCAAGUAAAGGAGAACUCUUUUCCCUCUGAGAUCUCUGUAAUUAAUCUGGGGAACAACCGACUCAGUAAUGUUGGUAACCAAUUCGCAGGCUUACCAAAGCUGAGAGUUUUGAAUCUCUAUAGCAAUCGUAUCCGCAUGCUGUCUCCCCAGGCGUUCACCAAUAUGCCAUCUCUGAAAGAAUUGAGUCUGCUGGACAACAGGUUGAGAGAAAUAGCGGCAUUGCAAUUUGCGACGCUGGCAAGCUUGACAACUCUGAACUUGUUUUCCAACAUGAUCCAAAAGGUUCAUUUCACCGCAUUGCCACCUCGUGGAAAGCUGCAGAGAUUGUAUCUGCAGAAGAAUCCACUGCUCUGCGACUGUCAUCUGGAGUGGCUAGCAAUCAAGCUUCGGCAAGAGCAACUGAAUGCGAAACUGUUCGACCUCUUCUUCCUGGACAGCAGUGUGCCAGAGAAGGACUGGCCGUUCGACUACCCCGAUGAGGACGAUAUCCGCUGUGCUGCACCAGCAGCAAACCGGGGAAGGAAAGUGAUGGAGCAACGUACGGACUUCACAUGUGAUGGCUCCUUCUCAACAACAGCAAUCCGGGAAACAGUUCGCAUCACGACAACAGCAGCAAUAGCUGCGGUAGAUAUCCUGCAGUUACCUGUGAAAGAAAUGACUGAACUACUCACAUCCUCCACACUGGUCACUACAGCACAAGCUGUCGCUGAACUGCCAGAACAUGUAGAUAGCAGUACUGCAGGAUUGCCAAGAACAGCACCUUCUCCCAGCACUGACCAGACAACACCUACUCCCGCCAUGGACCAGACAACGCACCAUGUUCUUCCAGCCACCCAAACACAGGUGCUACGAUCGGCAACAACAACAACACUUCCGCGUUGGCUCAUCCACUUCAAAGCACGGAGAGUGGUAACGAGCCCGCUGCCAACACCAUCCUCUGCACCCUCUGCAGCCAUGCCAGAUCACAGCUUACUCCUCACUACCAUGCUCAGCAUGUUAUCAUCAUUGCUGUAUGUAACCAACUGAGAACGAACUUCUGCAACCAACUGAGACUGACGAACUUCUGCAACCAACUGAGAACCUUCCUCAGAUAUAUCCCUGUGCAGUUGUAACGUUAUAGGAAAGGAAUUUGUCAUCAUCAUCACCAUCUUCUUUUCCUUGUUGAGGUAGUCAAGUUUCUGACUGCAUAUCAUCUGCAAUUGAAACUAGUCAGUAAGUUAUGGCGAUGAUUUAUUGCUGACCUUGAGCUCCCACAUUUGCCCUUCUUCCCAUAGCUGUUGGUAUUCAGCUGACCUUGAGCUCCCACAUUUGCCCUUCUUCCCAUAGCUGUUGGUAUUCAGCUGACCUUGAGCUCCCACAUUUGCCCUUCUUCCCAUAGCUGUUGGUAUACAGCAGCCAGCUUGACUCUUGAGAAUGACCACCAUCAUAUGAUCACGCUUAUAUCUCAUUCCGAUAUCAUAAUGCUACAACUUACAAGUAUACCGUAUUUUCUAGAACCCAGCAGACCAGGAAGCUAUUUUCACAAUAGUCUUA